Lytechinus variegatus (green sea urchin) is the source of this 1659-nucleotide messenger RNA. It is a transcript of the gene gda, whose product is annotated as guanine deaminase-like. Bases 181 to 1590 code for a protein of 469 amino acids. Gene Ontology annotation, molecular function: zinc ion binding; guanine deaminase activity. NCBI's taxonomy places the organism in Eukaryota, Metazoa, Echinodermata, Echinoidea, Temnopleuroida, Toxopneustidae. Gene Ontology annotation, cellular component: cytosol. Gene Ontology annotation, biological process: guanine catabolic process. The record is from RefSeq and is a predicted model, not a curated record. The transcript has 13 exons.
GUGAGCAUAGUUCGCUCCGCUAGUGCUCGUUGCGUUGACCGUGUUGUGUUGCAGUUAGUUCAGUGGGUUAAUCGCGAAGGUAUAGCGACGCUGCUACACAUGCUACCAGCAGCCUGUAUUUGCUAAGUGCUAUCUCAGUAUCUGGCUUAAUUGAGGUUGAGCGAAUAAAUCAUUUCGAAAAUGGCUGAGAAAAUCAUCUCCAACGACAAUGGCGACACGGUGGUCUUUUGUGGCACGUUGGUGCACUCUACAAAUGCAUCACCGAUGAUUAUACUUCAAGAUCAAGUUAUUGGUGUGCAGAAGGGGAAGAUAAUAUUUGUGAAGCACAAAGAGGAUUUACAAAAAGUUUUGGAUCAACAUUGUCUUCCUAAAGGAUGUGUCAAAUGCUUGACAAAAUAUCAGUUUCUGAUGCCCGGUCUGAUCGACACGCACAUCCACGCACCCCAGUACGUCUAUACAGGCACUGCCCUAGAUCUUCCUUUACUUGAUUGGCUAAAUAGAUACACCUUUCCAACGGAAGCCAAGUUCAGUGAUCUGGAAUUUGCUACUUACGCCUAUAAUAAAGUGGUGAGGAGGACACUAAGAUGUGGAACAACGACGGCGUCUUAUUUCGCAACAAUUCACAAGGAGUCUUCUCUGAGGUUGGCAGAAAUUGCGGCUGAUCUGGGUCAAAGGGCAUUUAUAGGAAAAGUGAAUGCAGAUCAGAAUUCUCCUCCAAAUUAUGUAGAAACACUUGAACAGUCUUUGAAAGACACAGAAUGGUUUAUAGAGAAGAUAAAAGAUCUAAACAAUCCCCUCAUUGCUCCAAUCAUUACACCUCGGUUUGCUAUCUCCUGUAGCAGAGAGCUAAUGACGGGUUUGGGAGAGCUUGCUAAAAAACACAAUCUACGUGUGCAGAGUCAUAUAUCAGAGAAUCGAGAUGAGGUCAAGACAGUAUUAGAAUUUUAUCCAGACUGUAAGAACUACACAGACGUAUAUGAUAAGUGUGGACUCAUGACUGAUAAGACUCUGAUGGCACACUGUAUAUACUUAGAUGAUGAAGAAAUCCAGACUUUCAAAGAUAGAGGCUCCGCCAUGUCACAUUGUGCAUGCUCAAACUUCUCAUUACGGAGUGGUGUAAUGGACUGUAGGAAGAUGAAGGAAAGUGGUGUUAAACUUGGGCUGGGAACAGACGUAUCCGGUGGUUACAAUCCAUCCAUGUUUGAUGCCAUCCGAGAUACCAUCACUGCAUCAAACGUCCAGAGUAUACAACAUCAACCAGACCGUCCAUAUAAACACCUUGAUUUUAGAGAAGUCUUCCAGCUAGCAACAUUAGGUGGUAGUAAAGUUCUUGGGAUAGACAGUAUUGUUGGUAGCUUUGAAGUGGGCAAGGAAUUUGAUGCCCUUCUUGUCACCAUGGAUACAGAAGACUCUCCAUUUGAUAUCUUCCAAACUGAUGCAUACAGAGACUCUCUUGAGGAUAUGAUUCAAAAGUUCCUCUUCCUUGGUGAUGAUAGGAAUAUUGAAGAGGUCUAUGUGUGUGGAAGGAGAGUCAAACCAUUCAUGGAUGAAGCAUCAAAAUUAAAACAGCAGCAACAACACUUGGCUUAAUUGCGCAUUAAAUAGAGGGAGGAGCUAGAGAGAAAGGGCACGACCUAACAGUCAUUUUGUCUCUUCUGG